Drosophila erecta is the source of this 1423-nucleotide messenger RNA. RefSeq names its product early boundary activity protein 1 (gene Elba1). The transcript has 2 exons. Gene Ontology annotation, cellular component: nucleus. Gene Ontology annotation, biological process: negative regulation of Notch signaling pathway; positive regulation of neuron differentiation. The record is from RefSeq and is a predicted model, not a curated record. NCBI's taxonomy places the organism in Eukaryota, Metazoa, Arthropoda, Insecta, Diptera, Drosophilidae. Gene Ontology annotation, molecular function: transcription corepressor activity; DNA binding. Bases 84 to 1196 code for a protein of 370 amino acids.
CUACCUGAAGCGGUUCGCGUUGGUAUAUAAGGCGUUGACCUAUUAGCAACAAUUCAGUUUGCAAGUGGAGAACAAGCAGCAUAAUGAUUAACCGUCGCCAGCGUUUGGAAUUUGCCCUGACACUAUUGCCCUACGAUCCCCAGACGAUUCAGUUGUCAGAGACGCAGAAAAAGGUGGAGGAGAUCAUUGCCCGCCUGCGAACGGAUGACUCCUUUACGGAGGAGGAGAGCGACGACUGCAAGGUGCGGCGCAUUCAAGAAGCAAAUGAGUUCGCCGAUACCGCCAUGCACCACAUUGAAAUGUCCGAUAAUGGCAAGCUGAGCAAGCUGAGCACUCUGGAAACUCUGACACUGGCUGCUGAGAAACUGCUAAGGGCACAUCGAUCGCCUCGGGACGGGUCUGUGCCAGAUCAGGACUUCGAUGACAUUGUGCAGGGUAUGGAGAACUCGCAGCUGAUGAAGAACACCAUACAGGCGGUAAAUGAGUCACGUGUGAGGCUUCUACAGCGAUGGGAGCGCAGUAAGCGCAAGGCUCUCGAUCUCCUAACAACUGAGAUCGAGAAGGUGCAGGAAAUGGAUCAGGAGCAAGAGCAGGCUCAUGAUCUGGACAAGGACCAGGAGCAGAGUUCGGAGCCCUUUGAUGUGUUUCGCGAUGGAACCGAUGAGCACAACACCUCGACGCCGAAAACAAACGACGAAGAUCUUGGUUUGGACGAUGACGAUGAGGACUAUGUGCCCGGUGGAGAGGAGCCAAUGGGAAACAAGAGGAAGCGCAUCAAGAAACCGGUGACGUCCACUCCGAAUGCCAAACGGCGGUGUCCUGGUUUCGAAUUCGACCUGGACGGCGAGUCGCCGAUGGUGAUGAUCGGUCCCAAUGGCACCGAAGUAUCCCGCGUUAGCCUGAGUGCCAUCAACUGGGAUAUGACCGGACCAUCGAUCACCAGGAAGCUGCUCUGCGAGAUCUUCGACCGGGACACCCUGGCCCAUCAUACGCUCUCCGGAAAACCAUCGCCGGCAUUUAGGGACUGUGCUCGUCCCAGCAAACAACAGCUGGAUCCGCUCAAGGUGGCCGAUCUGGUCUAUCUGAUGACCAACAGCCUGGACAUGACUCCACGGGAGGUGCGCACCGCCAUCACCACUAAAUGUGCGGAUGAGAACAAGAUGCUCCGCUCGCGAAUGCAGCGCAAAUCGAAGUAGGGGAAUUCCACUGGGAAAUACUUUCUUUUUCGAGUCGAAGCGGUUUGGCUAAUCAAAGUUACUAUUUCCUAGAAGUGUAUUUGAAUCAUCUAACAGAAUGUAUUGUGUAAUCCGCGAUAGUAGUUCCAUUUACAAUUGUAAGUGAUUCUACAGUAUAGUAAGUCCCGGCACAGCCGAUAAAAGCCAGUGCACCAAAUGAAUAAAGAAACCCAUUUUCUUACCCAAGA